Molecule: messenger RNA, 924 nt
Organism: Haliotis rufescens (red abalone)
Lineage: Eukaryota; Metazoa; Mollusca; Gastropoda; Lepetellida; Haliotidae
Product: calcitonin receptor-like
Exons: 4
Coding region: 304-924 (206 amino acids)
Biological process (GO): adenylate cyclase-modulating G protein-coupled receptor signaling pathway
Cellular component (GO): plasma membrane
Molecular function (GO): G protein-coupled peptide receptor activity
Source: RefSeq, a predicted model, not a curated record
UGUUAAUAUGACGUUCAGGAUGCUUCAUUGACAAAGACUGACACAGUUCAAGAAAAUCAAUACUAAUCUGCCUAUAAUAAACAACACGUGAGACCAUGCCCUUACAGUGUAAGCAGUGCCAUGGCAUUAUACCAAUGACGAGAAUGCGGUAAUUGGUACAAACCGUUCUUUGUCUGGCAUCACUGAUUUGCUGCGUAGUCCAUUGUCGUAUGUUAACUGAAUCGUGGAUGAUUCAAAGGCUCGGCAAUGCUUACAUGAGUGAGUGACUAUAGUUGCCGGCACGUUGUUGGGACCAUCUGGACAAUGGAGUGUCGCGACCGGAUAGGGCUCUUUCCUGAAGAGGUCUUCAAGUUAUGGACAUGUUCCAUGUGCUACAGCUACCUUUUCCCUGACGCAGUGCCACUGACACCAAACGGUUCCAAAAACUUCCCAAAGUUAGAUACAUGGAACGGAAGCGCCUCAUACACCCCCAACAUCGAGAACAGUACAUCUAAAGAUUUGAUAUGUGCCACGCUGUCAAAUGACGAUUGCCGACGAUGGUCAUCAUGUUGCAUCGCUGCUCUUAUGUGCUGUCAGAGACAAAUUUCAAUAACCUUUUAUGACCCUCCUGGUCACUAUUGUCCACCGACAUGGGAUGGAUUUAGUUGCUUCGAGGCAACUCGGGCUGGCACAAAGGCAAUCAUUUCGUGUCCUUCCUACAUCGACCAAGCUGUUCCAACUGCCAUUGCAUCAAAGCAUUGCACGCUGAAUGGCACCUGGUGGCGAGAGAACGUAACCAACCAGGAGUGGACCGACUACACCACGUGUGUGCAUUUACAGGGAUUCAAGACUUUGUACUAUGUAGGGGUAUCCUGCAAUAUCCUGAGUCUUGCCCUUCUACUGCCGGCGUGUGUGGUGUUUGUGCUGUAUAGGGCCCAAGAAUGA